AUGGUUUCAAUUUCACUCUUCAUCUUGGGGGCCUUAAUCUCUACUGUUAUUUCUCAAGAAUGUGUACCGUACACAUCUUCAUAUGAUUUUACUGGAUAUCCAGAAAUUUGGGAAAAACCUAAUAGUACCCUUUUUAAUUCAGCUGAGUUUAAGCAGAUUAAUAGCACAAUUGAUUGGUCAAAAGUACCUAAAGUUACACCUCACACGCUGUCAAGUAGCGGGGAUAUAGAUCAGACUGGUUAUAGUUCUAGUGACCCGGAUUGUUGGUGGUCAUAUAAUUUGUGCACAACACCCAAAGCACAUGGACUUCAACCUGAUGCUACCAUAUGUCCUGAACCUGGUGCCUGGGGCUUGACAUACGAUGAUGGUCCAAACUGCUCUCAUACUGUGUUUUAUGACUUCCUUAAGGAAAAUAAUCAAAAAGCGACUUUGUUUUAUAUUGGAUCUAAUGUUGCUCAAUUGCCCAAUGAAGCUCAGCGUGGUCUUGCGGAUGGUCAUCAUAUUUGCGUUCAUACGUGGUCUCAUCAAUAUAUGACUACACUUACCAACGAUGAGGCGCUCGCGGAAUUGUACUAUGCUAGGAAGGCUAUUAAAUAUGUUAUGGGCAUAACGCCUCUUUGUUGGCGUCCUCCUUUUGGUGACGUUGAUGAUCGAAUUCGUGCGAUUGCUACACAACUCAACAUGUCAACUAUUAUCUGGGAUCUUGAUACCAAUGAUUGGAAUGAGGCACCUGACGGCACUGAAACGUCAGCUCAAGUUGAUACUACUUUCCAAGGCUUUGUUAAUAUGGGUCUAAAUGGUACCUACAAUAAUUCUGGCACCAUCGUUUUGGAGCAUGAGUUAGACAAUAACACUAUGUCCAAAGCUAUUGAAUGGUACCCAAAGAUCAAGGCCGCAUAUAAAUAUCUUGUUCCUAUCGCUUCAUGCUUAAAUAUCACUCAGCCAUAUGCUGAAGCAAACUUCACCUAUCCAUCAUUUGCAGAAUACAUUAGCAAUGGUA
Dentiscutata erythropus is the source of this 1000-nucleotide messenger RNA. The record is from the annotation of a GenBank genome assembly. Lineage: Eukaryota; Fungi; Glomeromycota; Glomeromycetes; Diversisporales; Gigasporaceae.